AUGCGGGAGGGUUUGAAGCGGCGCCGCGAGGGUGUGAGGCCGCAGUGACAGCGGCGGGCGUCCGGUCCGGACCCUGGCUGCCCCGCCAGACGGAGCGGCUCCUGACCCCCAGCCUCGGGUAUGGGACCCAGGCUGGGGCUCCACCGGCCCCUCCGACGCCCCUGGAAGAGGAAGACCUCCGCCGCCGGCUCAAGUACUUUUUCAUGAGUCCCUGUGACAAGUUCCGGGCCAAGGGCCGCAAGCCAUGCAAGUUAAUGCUGCAGGUGGUCAAGAUCCUGGUGGUCACUGUGCAGCUCAUCCUGUUCGGGCUCAGCAACCAGCUGGCAGUCACCUUCCGGGAAGAGAACACAGUUGCCUUCCGCCACCUCUUCCUGCUGGGCUACUCGGACGGGGCGGAUGACACCUUGGCAGCCUACACGCGGGAGCAGCUCUAUCAGGCCGUCUUCUACGCCGUGGACCAGUACCUGUUGCUGCCGGAGGUGUCGCUGGGCCGCUAUGCCUAUGUCCGGGGUGGGGGGGGCCCGUGGGCCAAUGGCUCGGCCCUGGCCCUCUGCCAGCGGUACUACCACCGCGGCCACGUAGACCCGGCCAACGACACCUUUGACAUUGACCCCACAGUUGUCACUGACUGUAUCCAGGUGGAUCCCCCCGAGAGACCCCUCGUGCCCCCCAAUGAUGCCCUCACCCUCUUGGAGGACAACAGUUCCAGUUACAAGAACCUCACGCUCAAAUUCCACAAGCUGAUCAACGUCACCAUCCACUUCCAGCUGAAGACCAUCAACCUGCAGAGCCUCAUCAACAACGAGAUCCCUGACUGCUACACCUUCACCGUCCUGAUCACCUUUGACAACACGGCGCACAGCGGGAGGAUCCCCAUCCGCCUGGACACAUGGGCCCACAUCCAGGAGUGCAAGCACCCCAGUGUCUCCAGACACGAAGAUAACAGUUUCCGGCUGCUGUUCGACGUGGUGGUCAUCCUCACCUGCUCCCUGUCCUUCCUGCUGUGCGCCCGCUCGCUGCUCCGCGGCUUCCUGCUCCAGAAGGAGUUCGUGGGGUUCAUGUGGCGGCAGCGGGGACGAGUGAUCAGCCUGUGGGAGCGGCUGGAGUUCGUUAACGGCUGGUACAUCCUGCUGGUCACCAGCGACGUGCUCACUGUCUCGGGCACCAUCAUGAAGAUUGGCAUCGAGGCUAAGAACCUGGCCAGCUACGACGUGUGCAGCAUCCUCCUGGGCACCUCCACGCUGCUGGUCUGGGUGGGCGUCAUCCGCUACCUGACCUUCUUCCACAAGUACAACAUCCUCAUCGCCACGCUGCGGGUGGCGCUGCCCAGUGUCAUGCGCUUCUGCUGCUGUGUGGCCGUCAUCUACCUGGGCUACUGCUUCUGCGGCUGGAUCGUGUUGGGGCCCUACCACGUGAAGUUCCGCUCGCUGUCCAUGGUGUCCGAGUGUCUCUUCUCGCUCAUCAACGGGGACGACAUGUUCGUGACGUUCGCGGCCAUGCAGGCGCAGCAGGGCCGCAGCAGCCUGGUGUGGCUCUUCUCCCAGCUCUACCUCUACUCCUUCAUCAGCCUCUUCAUCUACAUGGUGCUGAGCCUCUUCAUCGCGCUCAUCACCGGCGCCUACGACACCAUCAAGCACCCCGACGGUGCAGGCGCAGAGAAGAGCGAGCUCCAGGCUUACAUCGCGCAGUGCCAGGACAGCCCCACCUCCGGCAAGUUCCGCCGCGGGAGCGGCUCUGCCUGCAGCUUGCUGUGCUGCUGCGGAAGGGAGACCUCGGAGGACCACACGUUGCUGGUGAAUUGAUUGGACCGCCGCUGCCACUCACCCUGCAGACUGCAGGGAUCCUGAAUCCUACCGCCGCCCCUGCCGCUUAUUUAUUUUUAGACUUUGCUUUUAAAGAUCGGCUGCCUGCCACGGCCAGUCGGGUCGGACACUGGGGAGGGUAGGGGGAGAAUAGGGUGGGUGUUAAAUAAACCAGAAAAGAAA
Chinchilla lanigera (long-tailed chinchilla) is the source of this 1985-nucleotide messenger RNA. RefSeq names its product mucolipin 1 (gene Mcoln1). NCBI's taxonomy places the organism in Eukaryota, Metazoa, Chordata, Mammalia, Rodentia, Chinchillidae. The record is from RefSeq and is a predicted model, not a curated record. Gene Ontology annotation, molecular function: NAADP-sensitive calcium-release channel activity. Gene Ontology annotation, cellular component: lysosomal membrane; plasma membrane.